Molecule: messenger RNA, 1863 nt
Organism: Candida albicans SC5314
Lineage: Eukaryota; Fungi; Ascomycota; Pichiomycetes; Serinales; Debaryomycetaceae
Gene: BZZ1
Product: Bzz1p
Exons: 1
Coding region: 1-1863 (620 amino acids)
Biological process (GO): regulation of actin filament polymerization
Molecular function (GO): protein binding
Source: RefSeq, a predicted model, not a curated record
AUGUCAAUUGAAACCAUAUCAAUAGGGAACGAACUUAAAGAUUCUUAUAAACUGACAUCAAAAUGGGUGAAUAACGGUAUAAAUUGGUUACAAGAUAUAUCUGAUUUUUAUCAAGAACGAUCCAAUUUGGAAAAGGAAUACCUGACGAAAUUAAAGGAAUUGACGAAAAAAUACUUUGAUAAAAAAAGUAAACUAUCUGCUAGUUUAUCAGUAGGGGAUGAACCAGCCAUAACUCCAGGUUCUUUAGAAAAUGCUUCUUUAGUACUUUGGACUGAUUUAUUGACACAAACAGAAGCUAUUGCUGACGAAAAAUCUAAUUUAUCUCGAGAAUUUCAGUCGAAAAUUGCUGAUAAUUUAAUUACAUUGAAGAAUAAAUGUGAAAGAGUAGCCAACUUAGCCAAUUCUAUUAAUGAUUACUUAGUGGAAGAAAAGAAUAAAUUUGAAGAUGAAGUGAAUAAAGCUAAAAAGCAUUAUGAUUCAUUAUGUCAAACUACAGAAACUGCUAGAGACAAAAAUGAAAAGGCACCUAAUGAUAAGCAUCAAAAGAAAUUGGAUGAAAAACAAGUUAUUAUGAAUAAUGGGAAAAAUGAAUAUUUGAUAAAGAUUAAUGUUGCCAAUAGAUUAAAAGAUAAGUAUUAUUAUCAAGAUGUUCCGGAAAUCUUAGAUUAUUUACAAGAAUUGAAUGAAGAUAGAGUGGAAUUAAUGAAUAAAUUAUUGAAAAAUGCAUCAAUUAUUGAACGUAAUUCUGCCGAUAAAGUCAAAGAGAAGUUACAUGCCAUUGAUCAAACUAUUGAACAAAAUAAUCCAAAAUUAGAUAUCACAAUGUUCAUUAAACAUAAUGCUGUGGAUUGGAAAGAACCACAAGAUUUUUAUUUUAUCCCCUGUAGUUUUUGGCAUGAUGAUGAAAGUUUAAUUAUAAAAGAACCUGAAUUGACGGAAUUGAAGAAAAAAUUGAGCAUUGCCUCAAAUGAAUAUUAUAAAUUUGAACAAAGUUGUAUUGAUGUCAAACAGAAAUUAGAAGAGAGCACUAAUAAAAGAAAACGUGAUAAUGAAAACAUUACUUUGAAAUUUGAUACUGGAUUACAAGGUUCAUUAUCAAUUUUACACAAAUUCAUGAAAGAAGAUACUAAUAGGGUUAAGAAUGAAGUGGAAAUUGAAGUAAUUCAAAAUUUUGCUGGAGAUAAAGAUUUGACAUAUGUUGCUCCGGUAAAGGAAAAGAAAUCAAGAUUUGGAUUUUUAACUGGAAAUCAUAAAAAAUCACAAUCAGGAGGUGGCGGUGGUGGUGGUGCUACACAACUGGAUGCAUCGUCUGAAGUUCAUUCAUUGAACCCUGUGAAAACAAGUACUUCUUUGCAUAGCGGAAUUUUUGAUUUGCGUCGUAAUAAGAGUAUUGCUUCUACGGUUUCAGGUGGUGUUGGCAAUGGUGCAGCAUCAAUUCAAGCAAGAGCACUUUAUGACUAUACUGCCGCAGGAUCAGACGAAACAACAAUUGUGGCAGGUGAUCAAUUAUCUGUCAUUGAAGAAGAUGAUGGUUCAGGAUGGACUAUGGUGAACGGUCCACAAGGUCAAGGGUUAGUACCCACAUCAUAUAUCGAAAUCACAAGUCGAGGACCACCGCCACUGUCCCAACAACCUCAACAGAAGAAAAAGGGACCAAGUGUAGCACCACGUUGUGGAGCUAAAAAAGUUCAAUAUCUUGAAGCAUUGUAUGAUUAUACUGCUGAUGGGGAUGAUGAAAUAUCUAUCACAGCCGGUGAUCGUAUAGUAUUAGUUCAAGAUGAUACUGAUGGUAGUGGAUGGACAGAAGGAGAACUUAAUGGACAAACAGGUAUGUUCCCAACUAGUUAUGUUAAAAAGAUAUAG